ACGGAAGUCGGCGACGAUGCGAGGGCGGUCCGAGUACACUAAGCCCGACGAUGAGGAAGCAUCGUUCCUCAACGAAGGCCAAACUCAACAAAUGGAGAUGCACAAGCAAGACGAAGAGCUCGGCCAGCUGCACGACGCAGUGAAGCGGUUGGGCGACAUGAGCAAGAACAUCAGCGCCGAGCUCGACACCCAGAACCACAUGCUGGACGAAGUCAAUGCGGACACGGACCGCGCUCAGGACAACUUGGACGUCAUUACGCAAAAGACGCGCGAGCUUGUCAAGCAAGCAGGUGGAAUGCAGAACUUUUGCAUCAUCAUCGCACUCAGUCUCGUACUGAUUAUCUUGACCUACUUGGUCAUUAUGACUUAAUAACUCUUUCUAUUCGCCCCCGAGUAAUGCUACGUGAGUUGGUUGAG
Saprolegnia parasitica CBS 223.65 is the source of this 417-nucleotide messenger RNA. RefSeq lists its product as hypothetical. The record is from RefSeq and is a predicted model, not a curated record. The transcript is spliced from 5 exons. Bases 17 to 370 code for a protein of 117 amino acids. NCBI's taxonomy places the organism in Eukaryota, Oomycota, Saprolegniomycetes, Saprolegniales, Saprolegniaceae.